This is a messenger RNA of Stegastes partitus (bicolor damselfish), 2757 nucleotides long. Its product is annotated as gliomedin-like. NCBI's taxonomy places the organism in Eukaryota, Metazoa, Chordata, Actinopteri, Pomacentridae. Gene Ontology annotation, cellular component: cell surface. Gene Ontology annotation, biological process: signal transduction. Bases 254 to 2725 code for a protein of 823 amino acids. The transcript has 22 exons. The record is from RefSeq and is a predicted model, not a curated record.
UCCAUUAGCUGCUUCUAAAUCAAGACCACAGAUUUUAACUGUUUCGCAGAUGCCAGUUGCGCAAUGCAUCAUGUGGUUCCCCCUGUAGUUACAGACGGAUUUUGACAUGUUUAUUCCUCUCCGGCAGCUCGAGCGCGGCCACCCUCUGACGUCUCAUCUGUUGGCAGGUGUUCAGAUAUGUGCUGUAUGAGCUUGUGAAUUUCAGAUCCCCAGAUCACUUUGCAGAGGAGGACCAAGAGAGCAAGUCACGAUCAUGAAAGAGAGGAGUGGAGUUUUUCCCGUGUGGAAAGUGCUGCUGGUGGGGAUGUGUGUGCUGCUGCUGCUCCUGAGCUCUGCAGGUUUGGUGUUCCUGCUGCUUCGGCAGAGAGAGCUGGCAGAGGAGCUGGCCAGGUUAGAGUCCCAGAUGCAGGAGCUGUCACAGAGCUGCAGGCUGCAGGCGGGAAUCCUGCCGCCCGACCUCGCAGAGGCCGGAGAGCUGAAGAAGCUGCACCGCAUCAGAAGGAACCAGGAGGAAGACCCAACACAAAGCCAAGAGCAGAAGGACAUGCUGAUGCUUAUGACGUACUCCAUGGUACCUGUCAAAACCUUCACAGAUCUGUGUAACAGCUCCAAAGGGGUUUGUUUAACAGGCCCACCUGGACCCCAAGGUUUGCCUGGUAGACCUGGUUCACCGGGACCAAAGGGCGCACCGGGGCCAGAGGGGAAACGAGGAAGAAGAGGUCCUCCUGGUCCACCCUGUCCCGCCUGUAAUUCCAAUGAAGGGAGAAACAAGAACAACCGAGAACGCACUCGUCAAAACAAGUUGAUGGAAUCCUCAGCUCCACGUCCAACUGAUGGUGCCAGAGGUGUUUUUAAUGUGACUGAUUCUGAGAAACUUGUGGACACAAACCUGGGAUCUGGGUCAGAAUCUGCUCAUCCAAACCGCAGCCACGACUCCCUGAAGGAUACCAACAGGACAAAUGUCACAGAGGCCCCAUUUAAACUAUCAUCAGUUACUGCAGACUUUAGCAGCAACAGUGAUGCCUUCAGUGACGGUGGAAAUGUCAGUGCUGUGAAAAAGGAGUUGCUUUCACCUCAUCCAGACCACAGACGCAGCUCUUCUGUUGAAACCAGUGCCGGAAAUAUCACAGAGACACCAGUUCAGAUAUUAACAGUUUUACAAACACCAGAUCCAGCUCAUGAUGUCAGACAUGUUCUAGACAUUUCUGGCUUUAGGAAACUUAUAUUCUCAUAUUUCGAAUCCGCUUUCUCUUCACCAACAUCGCAUCCAGCUGAAAACACCAGAGAUGCUCACAGUGACUCUGAGGAACAUCUGGACAUAAACAUGGAACCUGUGACAUUUCAUAAAGAUGGCAGCCAAGACAACUUGAAAGAUACAGUCACUAAAAAUGCUACAGGAGGAUCAGAAAAAUUAAUACCAGCUCUAAUUGAUGCAGAACAAACCAGAGACACCUCCAGAACUGUCACUGACACACCCAUGAAGAGAGAAUCACCAACAUCACGUCCAGCUGAAAACACCAGAGAUGCUCACAGUGUUGCUGGCUCUGAGAAACAUCUGGACACAAACAUUGAACCUGAGCUGGUGACAUUUCAUCAACACGGCAGCCAUGACACCUUGAAUAAUAAUGACAAUAAAAAUGCCACAGAGGGACCAGCAAAAGUAUUUCCAGCCACACUGGAUGCAGAACAAAACAGAGACGAUUUUAGUGCUGCUGACUCGAAGGAACGACUGGACACAAAAAUGGAAUCUGAGUCAAUAAUAUUUCAUCAGGACAACAGCCAUCACACCUCAAAUGCUACUAAAAGACAGAAUGCUACAGAGGCACCAAUCACAUUAUUAACAACCUCACUGUCUGCAGAACCGGAUCAGAAGAGAAACGCUCUCAACAGCAGUGGAAACAUUAUUGAUAAACCCAUGAAAAGUGACUCGUUGCAGAUGUCCAAUAACAUCAACAUGACCACCACUGACAUGCAAAUGAAAACUGAAUGUAAGAUUAAAACUAUUAAAUGUUCGGAGAGGUCGACCAAAAUGCAGAGCACCUUUGGAGCCUGGAUGUCGGAUGCAUCUCAGCCGGAUGACGGUCGAUACUGGCUGGCCGAACACUUCUCAGGUCGAGUUUUGGCAGAGUCCAGGAACAUUUCAGCUUUUCAGGAGGCAAACUAUAAAACUAUCGACAUCAGGAGGUUCUACCAGGGCUGUGGUCAUGUUGUUUAUCAGAGCUCAUUUUACUUCCACAACGCAGGAACAAACAGACUCAUUAAAUUUGACCUGAACACGAGGAGAAUAAAGACUCUGAUGAUGCCCGGCAGCAGAUAUAAGAGCCUGACUUAUCUUUUCCGCAACUCAAAGACGUACUUCAAGUUUGCAGUGGAUGAAAAUGGACUUUGGGUCAUCUAUGCUUCCACCACAGAUGACAACACGAUGGUUGCGAAGCUCGACCCUGACACAUUCUCUGUGGAGUCUGUCGUUGACACUGGUUACCCAACAACUAAAGCAGGAAACGCUUUCAUUGUGUGUGGGGUCUUGUAUUUUACAGACGACAGCGACAGAAGGGUGACGUAUGCUUUUGAUUUGAAGAAAGAGAGUCCUGUGGAUGCGAGUUUUGACUUGAGGCCAGCUAAUGGCAUCUUGGCAAUGCUGUCAUACUAUCCUAACAGAAAGCUUCUGUACAUGUGGGACAACAGCAGUGUGACAACCUGCAGAGUUAAACUCAAGCAGAACUAAAACAAAAAUAAAAAAUCUAACUUUUCUUGUAA